GGCUGGACGCCAGCAGCUGUAUGAGUGAGUAACAGCAGCAGGCAGAGAGAGGCUGGUAGUGUGUGAACAGAGAGAGGACGAUAUCCUAACCAUAGGUUAGGCUUGAGGAUUCUUUUUUUACUCGGUAUUUGCUUUACAAUUGUGAUUGUUUGUUUUGUGCGAAGAAAUUGCAGAUUAUUUUGAAGAAAAAUAGGAUUUCAUCAUUUUUUAUAAUGUGUGUUACAGUUAGACGGGAUAUUUCUCACUUCUAUUUCAGAAGAGGACAGUUUUAAAGUCAUUUCAAACUUCAAAGAAAAUACAUUUAGUCUCUUUUUUCUUUUAAGUGAUUUUUAGAAAUGUCUGUUUAGCCACGAGACAAGAGGAUUAUCAUUACUUCACUUCAUUAUGCUGCUGGCUCUGCUUCUGGUUCUGAGUCUUUGCUCUGGUGCUCGCUCCUCUGAGCCGUCAUCAGUAACUAUCCAGUACCGGGUUUGGGAGGAGCAGCCUGCGGGAACCCGGGUCGGCCGUCUGGUGGACGACCUCCGUCAGAGGGACGAAGGCGGGCCUUUGGAGGAUUUCCAGGUGGUGGAGCAUGAAAAAGCCCUUCCCUUCUCCGUCAGCACUCGAGAUGGGGUCGUCUCCACCCAGGGCCGGCUGGACAGGGAGGAGCUGUGCCGGGGGUCAGACCUGUGCGAACUGGCCUUCAGCGUCCUCUACAGGAAAAGCGGUGCUGUGAACUGCCUGCGGGUUCGUGUGGAGGUGAUGGACCAGAAUGAUCACAGUCCCACCUUCCCCAGCGCGGUGCAGGAAGUAGAGAUCUCUGAGACAGCUGGCCUCAGGAUGCGAAUCCCUUUGGACCGGGCGGUGGAUCCUGACGCUGGGCCUAACGGCCUCCAGACCUACUCGCUAUCUGUCAAUCAACACUUUGCUCUUGAUGUGACUGUUGCUCCAGGUGGGACAAAACAGGCAGAGCUGGUGGUGAUCAAAGAACUGGACAGGGAGGUUCAGGCCUCAUUUGACCUCACACUGGUAGCAUGGGAUAAAGGGAACCCUCCCAGAUCUGGGAGCACAUUAGUCCGUGUUAAUAUCCAAGACUCAAAUGAUAACAGCCCUGCAUUUGAGGACAGCACUCCUACUGUGGAGCUGCCUGAGGAUACAGCUCGCGGGACAACCAUCAUCAACCUCAAGGCCACUGACCCAGACCAGGGUGCUAAUGGGGAGGUGGAGUAUUCGCUCAGUAAGCACACACAUCCGGAGGUUCAGAGGCUCUUCUUUGUGGAUCCACAAACUGGAGCAGUGAGUGUCAUAGCACCCCUGGACUAUGAGGUCAAGGCCUCUUAUGAAGUAAUCAUACAAGCCCGUGAUCGUGGGCCGAAUGCGAUUCCAACACACUGCAAACUGCACGUCAAGCUUAGAGAUGUAAACGAUAAUGCACCAAGGAUACACAUGACCUGGACUCCACCCAACUCACCUGUGGCGACAGUGCUGGAAGGAGCACUGCCAGACACUUUUCUUGCUCUAGUGAUGGUCUCGGAUGCGGAUUCAGGACAAAAUGGCAAAGUUGCAGCACAUAUUCCGGAAGGAUCGGGCCCUUUCCGUCUUAAACGUAUCCAUGGUAACAAUUACAUGAUUGUUACUGAUGGCCCUCUUGAUCGAGAGAAGGUAAUGCAGUAUAACAUCACACUCCUUGCCCAGGAUUAUGGCGAUCCCCCACUCUCUUGUGUUAAACACCUGCCUGUCCACGUCCUGGAUGAGAAUGACAACGCCCCCGUGUUCUCCUCCUCCCUCUAUAAGACCUCCUUUGAGGAGAACAACAUGGCAGGCUACCAUGCUCUCAAAGUUGAAGCCCAUGAUGUUGAUCUGGAGCUCAGCGGAAGAGUGUCCUACUUCAUACGCACCUUAAAUGAAGUGGAAACUGACACACAAUCUUUCUCCAUCCACCCGACCAGUGGUGUCAUUAGUGUCCAACAUCCUCUAGACUACGAGGAAUCCCAUGCCUACUCUUUCAUUGUGGAGGCUGUUGACCAAGGCCAUCCGCCUCUCACUAGCACAGCCACUGUGCAAAUCGACAUCCAGGAUGUGAAUGACAACUACCCAAUCAUCAAAGAGCCAAAACCCAGAAAGGGUGUGUCCUCUCUAAGUGUACCUGUCAAUGCAGACAAGGGGGAGAUUGUGACCGAGCUGGGAAAUGACAUGGAAGAGGGAUCCACCACUUUGCCGAUCAGUCACUCAGUCAGAGAGGGAUUUGUUGGAUUCCUCGCAUCAACCAUAAAGGCUGAAGACUCGGACUCUGGGCUGAGUGGGCAACUCAGCUACCUCAUCACUGACGGAAACCCAUACGGAUUGUUCUGGUUGGACCAGGAUACAGGCCAGCUGUUUGUGAACACUACUAACGCCACUGAGCUAAUUGGGAAAACCUUUAAGGUGAAUAUUGCUGUGUCUGACAUGGGCAGUCCCAGCCUGACCACCGAGACGACCCUGGAGGUGACUUUCAUCAAUCUCAAGGAUCAUCUGAAGAACUCAUCACCUGGUAACCGAGGACAGCUCAGCUUCACCAUGAUGAUGGCAAUCUGCCUGGGUGCCACCUGCCUGUUGCUUCUGUUGGCCGUUGCUUUGGUGACAACAUUCUGCCGGCCAGAGAAACGGGACAACCAUGCUUACAACUGCAGACAGGCUGAAUCGACCUACACCCGCCAUCCAAGGCGCCCGCAGAAGAACAUCAGGAAGUCUGACAUCCAGCUAAUUCCUGUCAUCAGAGGACGAAAGGAAGAGCCACCGGAGGAUGAUAGUGAAGCCCAGCCAUUGGCUCCAUCUCCAGUGAUGUCAGAGGAUCAACAAACUGACAGACAGUAUACCUUAACACCAUCAGUGAUGAACACAAGCUUCCGUUCCCAAAGUUACCCAGAAGGGGAUGUCAAUCAACCCAUCACCCACCACUGCAGAACGCUUCGGAAACCUGGAAACAUUGAACUUGAUGGCGCUUUGCCUCUGACACCUGCCACGUCAUACCGGACUCUGCGGAAAGCCAGGAACCCUUCAUCAUCCUCUUCAAUCUCACAUUCGAGCACCUUGAAGCGGCAGACUCGCGCUGAAGGGGAAGAGGCGGAACCACUGUCUUCAGCAUCCCAGGCAACUCUCAGGAGGCCUAAGACCUCAGAGGGACGAGGGGGGCACGAUGCAGAACAUCGGCAGAUGCUUCGGAACCUGGUUCGACUCUCCAUGGCUGCGUUCGGGGAGUCCAUUGAGCUUUCCUCCGCUUCCCCAGAAGUGCAGCAGAUCUCCCAGCUCCUCUCCCUCCUCCGGCAGGGUCAGCUGCAGCCGAGGCCCAACUUCAGAGGGAACAAAUACUCUCAUCGCAACGGCAGAUUUGGAGGCCAGGACUGCUCUGAUUGGCAGAGCACCAAAGACAGCGGACACGGUGAGAGCGAGGCCGGAGAUGUGGACUGGGAACCAGGAAGAGACUCACCCAUAGACCCACAGCUGGAGGAGGGGCUUAACAACCUGCUCAACAACACUGACGACGUCUUCUCAGAAGCCAACGAUCCAGCCUGGAUGGCCAGGCUCUCUCUCCCACUCGCCGCCGAUUACCACGACAACGUCUUUGUCCCCAAUGGGCCCCCGUCCCCCGAAAGUGAGCUCCUUCCCCGGGACGGCCUGGACUCCUCGUCCUUCUCCACGUUCGGUAAAACUCCAGAGAAGGACGGCCCACUGGGCGGGGCCCUCCUGUCUGAGGUCAGCACGCUGUUUGAGAUGUUGAUGACGCAGAAGGCCGACGCCCACCCCGGCCCACGGCCUGACGUCCUGUACCGACUGUCUGCGGCGUACCGGCGCUCGCUGGGCCUGGACGGCGCCACUUCGGCUGCCGCAGGCAACGCACCGAGGAACUCUGGGAACGCCGAGAAGAGGUCGGGCCUGGCUCCACCUUCAGGACUUUAUCAAUAAGUCUGUUCACUGAACACUGGAAAAGACUGAGAGCUGACUGAUGCAGCUCAGAUCAGGAAGAGACGGAAAAUGAUGUUUCUGUGUUUGAGGAGUAUUUGGGGAUUUUGGAGGCAUUACAUGAUAUAAAUAGAAAAAUAGAAUAAAAUUCUUAAAGGUGCAACUGUAAGUAAUGCCAUGAUAAACAGUUUUUUGUAGAAUCAGAGGUUAAAUGUAAAGGAUGUGUCACUUUGAACAUUUCUGUGCCAAUAAGACGACUAAAGGUGUGAAGGUGCGUUCAGAGUGAACAUGAAGCUAAAAAAAGUACCCAGAACUUUUAUUCCCAGGGAAUACUUUCCAAAAAACUAAAAGGUUCCUUCAGCCUGUUGUCGUCUGCGUAAACCUCAUCUGAAAACUGGUUUUACACGUCAUUUCUGUGCACGACUAUGGGCCACAGCUUCAACUGUAUGAUUUUGUCGUGUGGUUUCUCCUGUAGCUCCAUGUUGAUGUGGAAGCACAAUGAGCAGAACAGAAACUGGUUUGAAAAAUGGUGGCUGAAAUAAAAUGACGCGACAAAUGGGCCAAUCAGAAAUAUUCAGCGCUGCAGGCCCCGCCCCCAAAGGUCCUGUACUUUUGUAAAGUAACACCAGCUGAGCAGGGACUUUUUGUGGGUUAAAUAAAGUUUUCAGACCUUCAUUUAGAGCCUCGUCCCUGCAGUGGAAACACACUGAGCUCCUCCAGAGGUCCCGGGUUCCUGCAGGGCAGCGUGAUGCCGGUUGGAAACUGAACUUUAAUGAACAUUCUGGGACUGCUGUCUCAAAAACUUAGUGGCAUGAAACAGUUGAGGACAACUUUAUCCAAAGAAACUGAUCACUCAGGACAUAAACUACUUCUCCUCAACGCAACAGACACCUGACAAAACUACAGACUCGAGAGGCAGGAGGCAGCCUCGUCUGUUCGUGCCUUUUCUCUGACUUCAUGGUUUGUCACAGCGUCUGAUUUUCUCCUCAUCCACUCUGGCAUCGCCUAAAGGCUGCAGUGUUCAUUACACCCCGAAAGACAGAAGUGUUGGACGGAACAAGCAACAUGCUGAUCAUUGAGAUCGUAGAGCUGACUCAAGCUAAAAAGUGUAAAUAUCUUAUCGUAUCCUCAGACCAGUUAAAAUAAAUACAGACGUGGUGAAAAUGACAGAUCCCGUUGAAAUGGUGCUACAGUACAAUGCAGCAUUCUUACCAUCAAUACAUCAGGUAGCAUCAGGUGCUUCAGUUCAGGUUAAAUGAGCAGUAAGUGAGAGGAAUCGAGCAGUGGCGGAAGCAGGAGAAACUGGAAGGAAGUGAAUCUGAGACGGAUUUAGUUCCAGUAUAUUUACUCAGAAAGAUAAGUGAGGUGGAGAAAAACAGACAACGAUGUGAAGGAAAACAGGAAGUGACGGCAGGAACGGCAAAUCGCAGUUGAAACGAACAUUAUGGUGAAUCUGAAAGUUGAAAAUGUGUCUGGUUUCCUGACGAUCUCGCACCCGUUCGGAGGAAUGAACCGUCGGUCAGGACGUAGAAGUCUUGGCUUUAGCUUUUGUCUGAGAAAGCGCGCCGGCGACUUGCAGGAAAUGUUGCUUUGUCUUUUUGUUUCUCCUCAAGACUGAAGAGAAACAAGCUGCAUGCAGGGAAGAAAAGGUGUUUGUUGACAGUAGAGCAGCUCAGCCUGGACCUCCUCUGCCCACCGACUCUGAAACCCACCUCCUCAAAGUGACCCACGUUAAGAUCACUGCUGUUUUUCACCGUGAUUUUAAAAUAUUAGCUGACAAACUCUCCAGUUGCCUCUUAAGUUAUUGGUUUAACUUCUGUUCAGUGUUGUCUUAUUUGUAGCUCUUUUUGCUGUAGUUUUCAAACCAACAGCACUUUGUACAGUCUUUUGUCAAACGUUUUGUAUCAAGAAAACUUUUUUUGAACCAUUUUCAUUGAAAGUCAGCUUUUCAAUAAAGUGAGCAACAUG
This is a messenger RNA of Chelmon rostratus (copperband butterflyfish), 5886 nucleotides long. It is a transcript of the gene pcdh12, whose product is annotated as protocadherin 12. NCBI's taxonomy places the organism in Eukaryota, Metazoa, Chordata, Actinopteri, Chaetodontiformes, Chaetodontidae. Gene Ontology annotation, biological process: homophilic cell-cell adhesion. Gene Ontology annotation, cellular component: plasma membrane. Gene Ontology annotation, molecular function: calcium ion binding. The record is from RefSeq and is a predicted model, not a curated record. The transcript is spliced from 5 exons. The coding region runs from base 385 to 3921 and encodes 1178 amino acids.